AUGUCUUUUAAGUCGGUGGUACCUAUACUCGUUACGGGAAUGCUCAUCACAGGAUGUGCAAACUCGCUGCUCACGAAAUGGCAAGAUAACAUGUGUGUUGCCAACUGUGAGCCAGGGGAGAAGCUUCCUGCUAGGUACUUCGAACAACCAGUAUGGCAAACCCUCAACAUGUUUGUCGGAGAGAUGCUCUGCUUCUUGCCCGUCAUAUUUGCCAAAUUUUCCCAGCCCAAGAGAGCCCAGCCGUUACUUAUCGAGGAGGAUGAAAGUGCCGAAGAAUCACCCAAAGACCACGCUAUCCCUUUGACUGGCUGGAACGUCUGCUGGUUUUGGAUUCCGGCCUUGUGCGACCUCACUGCAACCACGUUGAUGGGUGUUGGGUUGAUGUUCCCAUAUUCCGGUCUCGAUAUAUCAAAUGACGCGAGGGGCAUUGGUCCUUUGGGUGGGAGUUCUCUCAGUCAUUCUUCUGCGUACCCGCCUCUUCGCUUUCAAUGGUUCUCCCUUGUCACCGUAAUGUUUGGUGUUGGGCUCGUUGGCCUAUCCGGCUCUCUCAUUCGCAGUAGUGACGAGACCGGUGUCGUUGCAAACGCCGCUGAUGCUGAUCCAGAAUUGAUCAUGGGUAUGUCCUUAGUGUUGCUGGCCCAAUUAUUCGCUGCCACACAGUUCGUGAUCGAAGACAAGAUUAUGAAGACUUACUCGGUUGAGGCUAUGCUCGCCGUCGGCUGGGAAGGCUUCUUUGGCACAUUCACUAUCCUUCUUGCCCUUCCUGUGAUCGCUUACUUUCCUUCUAUCCCUUUGACCAUCAUCCCGCCUUCGUCGGAACUCACGUCCCCCGUUUUGCUCGCUUCUUUCUUGAUCAUGUUCUCGAUCGCGUCAUUCAACUACUUUGGAUUGUCUGUGACACGCAGCAUAUCGGCCACCGCACGUAGCACCAUCGACACAUGCCGCACACUCGGCAUCUGGAUUGGCAGUGUUAUGUUGGGAUGGGAGAAGAUUAAAUGGCCUGGAUCCGUGCCCCAGUUCAUUGGGUUUGGACUGCUUGUUUACGGGACCUUUUUGUUCAAUGGGCUGGUUAGCCCUCCGUCAUUCAUGCGUACAACUCAACCCGCAGAAACACCUCUGAUUGGCCCUGCUACUACGGAUAGCGAUCCUCUCUCGAGCGUUGGUGUUCAGGAAGGAGAGAGGCGCCCCCUUUUAGCCGAUCAAGCAUCAGCAUAG
Molecule: messenger RNA, 1215 nt
Organism: Rhizoctonia solani
Lineage: Eukaryota; Fungi; Basidiomycota; Agaricomycetes; Cantharellales; Ceratobasidiaceae
Product: Solute carrier family 35 member F6
Exons: 9
Coding region: 1-1215 (404 amino acids)
Cellular component (GO): membrane; intracellular membrane-bounded organelle
Source: RefSeq, a predicted model, not a curated record